Molecule: messenger RNA, 1065 nt
Organism: Coccidioides immitis RS
Lineage: Eukaryota; Fungi; Ascomycota; Eurotiomycetes; Onygenales; Onygenaceae
Product: translation machinery-associated protein 16
Exons: 3
Coding region: 89-625 (178 amino acids)
Cellular component (GO): nucleus
Source: RefSeq, a predicted model, not a curated record
GUCCGGAGUACAGUAUCAGGCUGAUGAGCUAUUGAUAAUUACUGUGGCUGAGAGAAGAGACAAGAAUAGAGCGAACGGAUAUCAGAAUAUGGCAAGGAACCUACAAAAGGUGCAAAAGCAAAUCUCCAAAAAAAGGGGAGCGCUUGACGCCUUGCAUGCCCAUAGCAGAGACUCGAAGCGUCUCCGCCGAGCGAGUGCGAGGGAGGGGAAGCUGGCGCGCGCCGCUGCGGAGCAUGUGAAGGGAAGGCAAAUAUACCUGGACAGAGUGAAUUUCUUCAAAGACUCCAUCCAGGAUAUUGCAGCGCCGCUCUCAGAUGAGGAGGUGGCCCAAUUGGUUACAAGAUAUAUAGCGCGAUAUGCACCUGAGCUCACAGAACUUCGUCAGGAGAAGAGGAAAGGCCGGCCGCCGAGUAAACGGGAAGAAACACUAACCCAAAGAGAAGAAUUUGAAGCGAAGGAAUACGCCACAGGGUUCUGGGUGCCAGAUCUAGGCUCGGAAGAUAAUAUCAGGAGGCUGAAGGGGUGGAAUGGGGAUUGGUCGUCGCUGAGCAACUUAGAUUUUGUCCGGUUAAAUCGAGACGGCAACAAACAACAAUCGGCGUUCCCACCGAGGGGACUUUCAUGAUCAAGGUUGGCCCGAUCGCCGAUUAACUUCGCUACGAUAUUCCUUGUCACAAAUUCUGGUCUUAAACGUGGAGAUAAUGCUGGUACAAAGUUUGGUUGCUGAUAAUAACAGGCCAGCUAGAAUGGUUGGGCAUUUACGGAGCAUGCCUCCUCAAAAUACUUGGUGUUAAUGGUCACCUUGGACUUACCUGCUCGUUUGAGAGAAAGGUCGGCGCGAUGCCACUCGGGAGUUAGAGACGGCUGUUGAAUUUAGCGCUUAGUUUUUUGCAGCUGAAUACUCGCCAAUAUCCUCGGGCACAAGCUACAGUUGCAUCGGAGAGAUUAACUAACAUUUAUUCGGGUCGAGCCCGACCCUGCAAGCCGGAAAAGCAAGGAAAACAAAGGCUAAGCUCCCUGAGCAAGCUUUUCAUUUAUGACCUUGUUUCAGCGUUCCGGGUGCCA